This is a messenger RNA of Diaporthe amygdali, 1554 nucleotides long. Its product is annotated as MFS transporter. Gene Ontology annotation, molecular function: carbohydrate:proton symporter activity. Bases 1 to 1554 code for a protein of 517 amino acids. NCBI's taxonomy places the organism in Eukaryota, Fungi, Ascomycota, Sordariomycetes, Diaporthales, Diaporthaceae. The transcript is spliced from 4 exons. Gene Ontology annotation, biological process: carbohydrate transport; transmembrane transport. The record is from RefSeq and is a predicted model, not a curated record. Gene Ontology annotation, cellular component: membrane.
AUGUCGAACAAUAAUCACGACUCCAUUGAUCAUGCACUUGACAGCAUCGCCAAGCCUGUCACGGACAAAUAUUCCGUGAUGGGAGCGGAAAACAUCAUCAAGCCUAAUACAAGGGCUCAGAAUGCUGCGUCUGAAGAGAAGACUAUGUCUCUCCGUCAGGCUCUCAAGCUGUACCCAAAGGCUAUCGGAUGGUCUGUUCUCCUCUCCUCAACCCUCAUCAUGGAAGGUUACGACUUGGCUCUUCUCGGCUCGCUCUAUGCGUCUCCGCAAUUCAACAAGAAAUUUGGAGUUUGGAACGAUUCUGCCAAAAAGUAUGCCGUGCCUGCAUCGUGGCAGUCCGCACUAUCCAAUGGCGCCCGGGCUGGCGAAGUUAUUGGGCUGCUCAUCAAUGGCAUCGCUUCUGAUCGAUUUGGCUAUCGCAAGACAAUGAUCGCCUCCUUGUGCGCUAUGAUCGCGUUCAUCUUCGUGCUCUUCUUUGCACCGAAUAUCCAGGUGCUCGUUCUCGGAGAGGUGCUCUGCGGUAUACCUUGGGGCGUAUUUCAGACCCUCAGUACAGCAUACGCUUCCGAAGUCAGCCCGGUCAUCCUGCGACCGUAUCUAACUACAUUCGUCAACAUGUGCUGGGUGAUGGGCCAAUUUAUUGCCGCAGGAGUCAACCGCGCUUCCGUGACUCGAGGCGAUCAGUGGGCUUACAAAAUCCCAUUUGCGAUACAGUGGGUUUGGCCGCCGUUGAUUCUUGCUGGAGUCAUCUUUGCGCCGGAAAGUCCCUGGUGGCAUGUUCGUCAAGGUGAUAAUCAAGCAGCGAGGCGGGCCUUGCUGCGGAUUACUUCGAAGAAUGACCCGUCAUUUGAUCCGGACGAGACCAUUGCCAUGAUCGAGCAUACAAAUGAGCUUGAAAAGUCUCUCAAGGCUGGAACUACAUAUUGGGAUUGUUUCAAAGGGGUCGACCUUCGAAGAACCGAAAUCGUCUGUGUUCUUUGGCUAGGACAGACGCUGACCGGUCAAAAUUUGAUGGGCUAUUUCUCAUACUUCAUGACACAAGCCGGAAUGGACACAGUGCAUUCCUUCGAUCUGAGUCUUGCUCAAAUGGCACUCGGCUUGAUCGGGACCGUGGGAUCGUGGUUUCUCAUGUCUAAAACAAACGCGUCACUUUGGGCUACCGGUGCAAUGCUAAUCACAUUCACCUUCUUCUACGACUUCACUGUCGGCCCCAUCACAUACUCGCUCAUUUCUGAGCUCUCUUCUACUCGCCUGAAAGCCAAGACAAUCGUUUUGGCCCGUUCACUCUACAACAUCAGCAACAUAGUCGUCAACGUGUUGACGAACUACCAACUAAGCACGACUGCGUGGAACUGGGGUGCUCGGACAGCGUUUUUCUGGGCAGGUACCUGCGGUUGCGUUCUUGUGUGGGUCUACUACCGCCUUCCUGAACCUCGAGGCAGGACCUAUGGAGAGCUCGACUUGCUCUUCGAGCAGCGUGUGUCAGCUCGCAAGUUUAAGGGCACUAAGGUCGAUCCUUAUGGAGACGGGACAAAAAGUUCAUCUGUAGAUUGA